Messenger RNA from Tachysurus vachellii, 1664 nucleotides. It is a transcript of the gene stx18, whose product is annotated as syntaxin 18. Bases 31 to 1002 code for a protein of 323 amino acids. Gene Ontology annotation, biological process: intracellular protein transport; retrograde vesicle-mediated transport, Golgi to endoplasmic reticulum. Gene Ontology annotation, molecular function: SNAP receptor activity. The record is from RefSeq and is a predicted model, not a curated record. NCBI's taxonomy places the organism in Eukaryota, Metazoa, Chordata, Actinopteri, Siluriformes, Bagridae. The transcript has 11 exons. Gene Ontology annotation, cellular component: SNARE complex; endoplasmic reticulum; membrane.
CGUGCCGGCGCCGGUGACGUGUCUGUGUUGAUGUGUGUUGCCGUAAUGGCGGUGGAUAUCACUUUGCUGUUCAAGGCGAGCGUGAAAACAGUGAAGACGCGCAACAAGGCGAUCGGCGUCGGGCCGGAGAGUCCAAAGGAUGAGCUCUUGCGGAGAAACAGACCGAAAAACAGCUUCUCCAGCAAAGCCAAAGAAGUGAUCUCCAACAUCACCAAGCUAAAGGAUUUCCUGCUACAGCACAGGAAGGACUAUGUGAAUGCCGGCAGUUUACUCUCCUCAGAUGUGACUCAUAUGACUGACUGUGAGAGAGACCAGAUUGAUCAGGACGCUCAGAUCUUCAUGAGAACGUGUUCGGAUGCCAUCAAACAGUUGAGAACGGAAGCAGAGAAGACGGUGAUUUCUGCUCAGAUGAAGGAGCAUCGUGGGGCUGUGCUGGACUUGAUAGAAGUCUACCUUAAAGGCGUGUGUAAGCUGUACUCGGAGCAAAGAGCGAUCCGUGUGAAGAGAGUGGUGGAUAAGAAGAGGCUGUCUCGGCUGGAACCGGAACAGAAAAUAAAAAGGGAAAAACCUCAAAGCGAAGAUACGGAGAAAACUGUGUCAGAGGAGAGCAGUGAGAAGCCAACGUGUGAUAUUGGUGUUGACCUGUGGGAGGACAGCAAAGUGGAGGAUGAUCUCUCUCCUGAGGAAAUUCAGAUGUUUGAGCAGGAGAAUCAAAGGCUGGUGAGUGAGAUGAAUAGCCUGGUGGAUGAAGUAAGGCAGAUUGAAGGAAAGGUGGUGGAAAUAUCUCGGCUACAGGAGAUUUUUUCUGAGAAAGUUCUGCAACAGGAGACCGAAAUCGAUAAUAUUCAUCAGCUGGUUGUUGGAGCCACAGAAAAUGUUAAAGAAGGGAAUGAAGACAUUCGAGAGGCGAUUAAGAACAAUGCAGGUUUCCGUGUCUGGAUCCUCUUCUUCCUGGUUAUGUGCUCCUUCUCUCUGCUCUUCCUGGACUGGUAUGACAGCUAAAUUCUGAAAAUACAUCCACUAACAUCCAACCGGACACGAUGCCAGAUGGGACUGACGAUGCUAAGAUGCUUAAGCUGAUUCCAUGUGUCCAGAACUUUAAUACACGUUAAUGUGAGUGUGUGCGCGUGUGUGUGUGUGUGUGCGUGUGUGUGUGCGUGUGUGUGUGCGUGUGUGCGUGUGUGUGUGUGCGCGUGUGUGUGCGCGUGUGUGUGCGCGUGUGUGUGCGCGUGUGUGUGUGUGUGUGUGUGUGUGUGUGUGUGCGUCUGUGUGUGUGCGUCUGUGUGUGUGUGUCUGUGUGUGUGUCUGUGUGUGUGUCUGUGUGUGUGUCUGUGUGUGUGUGUCUGUGUGUGUGUCUGUGUGUGUGUGUCUGUGUGUGUGUCUGUGUGUGUGUGUGUCUGUUUGUGUGUGUGUGUGUCUGUGUGUGUGCGCGUGCGUGCGUGCGUGUGUCUGUGUGUGUGUGUGUGUCUGUGUGUGUCUGUGUGUGUGUGUCUGUGUGUGUGUGUCUGUGUGUGUGUGUCUGUGUGUCUGUGUGUGUAUGUGUGACUUCACUAUGCACGCUAGGACUUUUCUAAAGUGGGAUCAUUAGCAAAAGAGCACCUUUGGAGUUUUAUGUAUAUAAUAAUUAGUUCUCUGUACAAAUAAAAUGAACUAUGAUUUUGUCA